Molecule: messenger RNA, 1423 nt
Organism: Desarmillaria tabescens
Lineage: Eukaryota; Fungi; Basidiomycota; Agaricomycetes; Agaricales; Physalacriaceae
Exons: 9
Coding region: 179-1390 (403 amino acids)
Source: RefSeq, a predicted model, not a curated record
AAAAAGAAGCACGAGUCUGCCGUCCACCAUGUAUAUUAUAUCUCCUUGGAAUUUCAUUUUAUCCGGUGUUCCUUAUUCAUCUUUUGAUGAGUUCCUCUGGUAUUCUAGAUGCUGAUGCGCCGACACGGGUUGCAACUCCUUGUGAGCUGAAUCCCGGUCCCUCUCCCCUCAAAGAUCAAUGUCUGCCAGGAAAAUGAAAAUGGCGUUCCUGAGUCUCGACUCGUUCAAUAUAUAUGGUCAAGUCCACGACACCCUUCUGCGUCGACCCUUCGCUUUUGCUUUGCCUUGCCUGAUGGCUGCCAACAGAGAUGGACUCGACGUCUUCUAUUACACAAUUCGAUUAAUAUGCCAAACGCUAGUAUAUGGCAUGUACACGAUCCUCAUGCCCUUGUGUUGUCAUGCAAUGUUGAAAAGAGGCCUUCAAGGAACAACCCGACGACUGUUAUUCUGCAUGCUGAUUUUCAUGUUCUCUCUCUCGACCGCUCAUUGGGUUCUAUCUAUAUACCAUGACCUGGACCUCAUCUCCAGCGGGUUCGUGAACGGAAUUCCCUUAGACAAUGAUGCCGCCAGCUACCGCCGACAGCAGUGCCUUCUAAUGAAUGCCUUAGCGCUCAUAAAUUGCGUCUUGACUGACGGCGUCGUUGUCUGGCGUGCAUGGAUACUCUGCAGGCAAGAGUACCGUAAAGCAUUGAUGAUGCCUAUCAUACUUUUAUGCUGUACAGCAUUAUCCGCGGUGGUCACGAUCGGAAUACGGAUUUCGAUAACCGUUAUAUCUGUCAGUCAAAAUAUUGUCGUUACUGGCAACGCCUUGGCCCGCUCUUUGGAUUAUGCUCAAGUGCUAUGCUUGGCACUGACUUUGUUAACCAAUUUGUCAUCGACGUCAAUCAUUGGGAUUAAGGCCUGGCGGUAUAGACGAUGGAUUACCACGGAGAUAGUACAAUCUAGAAAAAGGAGUAUGACCCGAGGAGAACGAGUUGUCGCGCUGCUGGUUGAAGCGGGAGUUCUUUAUACACUCUCUACAUUAUUUUUUCUUGCCGCUGUUUGGAUUCGGCUUCCCUUCGGCACCUUGGGCGACAUCUACGUUCCUGUCAAUGCACAAUUCGCGGGCAUGUACCCAACAAUUGUCCUUCUCUUUGUCAACCGGCGUAGCGCUAUCAGCGAGACUGUUGUCUUCACUUUCCAGGGAAAACCCGAUGCACCAGACCAUGAGCGAGAUUCCAUGCGUCUGGAAACUAUAGAAUUCCGUUCAAAUCCUUUGCUCGACACAUCGGCCAUCAACGAGGGUGAGACAGAGAUCACAAGUGACGAAUCUUUGAGGCUCCAAGACUCACAGAACGGAGACCCAGAAAGGUUCGAAAAGGUCCGAUAUGAGCCUCUACACCUCGUAUAGGUCCUACCGUGCGCCAAAUAGUAAAUUAAAAUU